Molecule: messenger RNA, 2187 nt
Organism: Oncorhynchus tshawytscha (Chinook salmon)
Lineage: Eukaryota; Metazoa; Chordata; Actinopteri; Salmoniformes; Salmonidae
Product: extensin-2-like
Exons: 2
Coding region: 1-2187 (728 amino acids)
Source: RefSeq, a predicted model, not a curated record
AUGAGGGACAGAUCUUCUGUCACUCCUCAUGAACCACUCACAGACCAGCCCUACGUGCACACUCACAGACCAGCCUUACGUGCACACUCACAGACCAGCCCUACGGGCACACUCACAGACCAGCCUUACGUGCACACUCACAGACCAGCCCUACGGGCACACUCACAGACCAGCCCUACGGGCACACUCACAGACCAGCCUUACGUGCACACUCACAGACCAGCCCUACGGGCACACUCACAGACCAGCCCUACGGGCACACUCACAGACCAGCCCUACGGGCACACUCACAGACCAGCCCUACGGGCACACUCACAGACCAGCCUUACGUGCACACUCACAGACCAGCCCUACGGGCACACUCACAGACCAGCCUUACGGGCACACUCACAGACCAGCCUUACGUGCACACUCACAGACCAGCCCUACGGGCACACUCACAGACCAGCCCUACGGGCACACUCACAGACCAGCCCUACCCUACCACCUCAGUACCCUACCACCCCAGUACUCUACCACUUCAGUACUCUAACACCCCAGUACUCUACCACCCCAGUACUCUACCACCUCAGUACUCUACCACCCCAGUACUCUACCACCUCAGUACCCUACCACCUCAGUACCCUACCACCCCAGUACUCUACCACCUCAGUACUCUACCACCCCAGUACUCUACCACCUCAGUACCCUACCACCUCAGUACCCUACCACCCCAGUACUCUACCACCUCAGUACUCUUCCACCUCAGUACCCUACCACCCCAGUACUCUACCACCUCAGUACUCUACCACCCCAGUACUCUACCACCUCAGUACCCUACCACCCCAGUACUCUACCACCUCAGUACUCUACCACCUCAGUACCCUACCACCCCAGUACUCUACCACCCCAGUACUCUACCACCUCAGUACUCUACCACCCCAGUACUCUACCACCUCAGUACUCUACCACCUCAGUACCCUACCACCCCAGUACCCUACCACCUCAGUACUCUACCACCCCAGUACUCUACCACCCCAGUACUCUACCACCCCAGUACUCUACCACCUCAGUACCCUACCAGUACCCCCACCCCAGUGCUCUACCACCCCAGUACUCUACCACCUCAGUACUCUACCACCCCAGUACUCUACCACCUCAGUACCCUACCACCCCAGUACUCUACCACCCCAGUACUCUACCACCUCAGUACUCUACCACCCCAGUACUCUACCACCCCCCCAGUACUCUACCACCCCAGUACUCUACCACCCUAGUAUCCUACCACCCCAGUACUCUACCACCUCAGUACUCUACCACCCCAGUACUCUACCACCCCAGUACUCUACCACCCCAGUAGUCUACCACCUCAGUACUCUACCACCCCAGUACUCUACCACCCCAGUACUCUACCACCCCAGUACUCUACCACCUCAGUACUCUACCACCCCAGUACUCUACCACCCCAGUACUCUACCACCCCAGUACUCUACCACCCCAGUACUCUACCACCCCAGUACUCUACCACCUCAGUACCCUACCACCCCAGUACUCUACCACCCCAGUACUCUACCACCCCAGUACUCUACCACCCCAGUACUCUACCACCUCAGUACCCUACCACCCCAGUACUCUACCACCUCAGUACUCUACCACCCCAGUACUCUACCACCUCAGUACCCUACCACCUCAGUACCCUACCACCCCAGUACUCUACCACCUCAGUACUCUACCACCUCAGUGCCCUACCACCCCAGUACUCUACCACCCCAGUACUCUACCACCUCAGUACUCUACCACCCCAGUACUCUACCACCUCAGUACUCUACCACCUCAGUGCCCUACCACCCCAGUACCCUACCACCUCAGUACUCUACCACCCCAGUACUCUACCACCCCAGUACUCUACCACCCCAGUACUCUACCACCUCAGUGCCCUACCACCCCAGUACUCUACCACCCCAGUACUCUACCACCUCAGUACUCUACCACCCCAGUACUCUACCACCUCAGUGCCCUACCACCCCAGUACUCUACCACCCCAGUACUCUACCACCUCAGUACUCUACCACCCCAGUACUCUACCACCCCAGUACUCUACCACCCCAGUACUCUACCACCCUAGUAUCCUACCACCCCAGUACUCUACCACCUCAGUACUCUACCACCCCAGUACUCUACCACCCCAGUACUCUACCACCCCAGUAG